This is a messenger RNA of Rhodotorula graminis WP1, 2692 nucleotides long. RefSeq lists its product as uncharacterized. The coding region runs from base 151 to 2574 and encodes 807 amino acids. Lineage: Eukaryota; Fungi; Basidiomycota; Microbotryomycetes; Sporidiobolales; Sporidiobolaceae. The record is from RefSeq and is a predicted model, not a curated record. The transcript has 14 exons. Gene Ontology annotation, cellular component: nucleus. Gene Ontology annotation, biological process: regulation of DNA-templated transcription. Gene Ontology annotation, molecular function: zinc ion binding; DNA-binding transcription factor activity, RNA polymerase II-specific.
CAGAACUUCGGCACGGACGAGUCGCUCCUCCCCUCGCCCGUCAGCAGCCGCCGUACCUCGGCAACCGACCCGCACCAGCUCUCGGGCACCAUUCCGUCGUCGUACCACGGCGGCCCGCAGCCCGGCGCCUGGGUCGCCGACGACAGCGACAUGUUGCCCGAGGACCCGGUCUCGCCGCUCCUGCCGCCGCCGAAAAUCGUCCAGAAGGCGGAUCGCUCGUGCAAGAAGUGCCGGGAAAGGCGAGUGCGCUGCGGUCGAGAGUUCCCGACCUGUGCGAGGUGCAAGAAGCGGCGCGACACGUGCUCGUUCGGCGAGGGCGUCUACGUGGAGGACACCGUCGAAGGCUCGGACCAGCAGCGCAUCGCCGAUCUCGAGGGCAAAAUCACCACGCUCCAGUCGCAGCUUCGCUCAGCAGCAACUACCUCGACGUCAGCACCCGCACCACGUCCCGUACUCGCCCCGACGUCGUCCAGCUCGAACGCGAGCGUCGUCCGCCCGUCGCUCGCGGCCGACAUCUCGCGCGCCCUCACGGACCUCCUCCCGGCCGGCACCUCGUCCGUCCUCUCGGCCUUUCUCGCCGAGGAGGGCCACAGCGGCGGCAUCACCCCGACGUUCGGCAACGUCGACUUUCGGCUCGCCGGGACCGGGCUCGCCCACGCCGUCACCUGCCACCUGCUCGACUCUGCGACUCGCGCGUGCGACUCGAAGCUGCCCGGGCUCGCCACCAUCUCGUCGCACGUGCCGCUUUUGAAGGCCAACCUGCACGACCUCGCACCGCACGACCAGGUCAACGUCGCCACCUUGUGCGCUCUCGGCGCUCGUACGUCACCGCAUAGCGCUUUCUACGGCAUCGCCUCGAUCACGUCGCCCGAGGGCACGCCCGUCCCUGCGCUGUUCUCGCAAGUCGGCAACCGUCGCGAGUCGCUGUGCAAGAGCCUCGAGAAGCGCGCGCUCGAGACGGCGUGGUCGGCUGGCCUUUUCAAGACGCCGUCGUACGAGGCGGCCGAGGCGGUCGCGGCUCUCGCCGUGCUCAGCAUCUACGAGGAGAACGACCUGGACGAGACGAGGUGGCUCGUGCGGCAAGCGGCGGGCCUGUUCCUCGACGUGCGGCACAACGAGAUGCUCAACGGCACGUCGUCCUCGCUCGGCAAGAACGUCGGUCUCGCCGUCUUUAUGGUCGACGCUCAACUCGCCGUGCAGGGUGGUCGCCCGACCGUCAUCUCGCCGCUCGAGCUGCAGGACUACUGGGCCACGUCGGGCCUCACGAUCCCGGAUCUCGUCAACGCGCACCUGCCCGAGCUCGUCGACGCCAAGUUGCGGUCGACCCUGUCGUUCGCCGACAUCGAGUCGCUCGUCGAGACGAUCCUGUUCCACGUCUACGCGUGCUAUAGGGUCUUUGCGCAAGUCACGAGCCCUGCCCGUCGCUCGAGCUCGAACUCGGUCCUGAGCUUCGUCCGCAACCUGUGGAACCUCGUCGACCAGAUCCACAACGCGAUACAGCGCCUCCAGCAGCAGCUCGUCGCCAUCACGGACCCGCUCGUCGGCUCGGACGGCGACCCUCGAGCCGUCGACCACGCCAUCCUCCUCGUCGUGCGCGCCGACGACGUCCUCGUGCACCUUGUCGGCUACAUCCACGCCUACUUGAUGCGCGACCGCGACUCGGGCAAGUACGGUCCUGAGCGCGAGGGCGACCGUGAGCUUGCGCGGGCGCGAGGCGAGUCGCAGAUGCGCGUGUUCAAGUGCCUCAAGCUCUUUGCCUUCUACUGCCAGCUCUACUGCAGCUCCGAGAACAAGCACAACGUCUUCCACCUCCUCAUGCAGCUCGAGCCGCUCCUGCACUGGACCGAGCUCGUCGCCCUGCGCAUCGGCCAACCUGGCGGGCCCCUCUCGGACGAGUUCGAGGUCAGCGAGGAGGAGGUCGAGUGGUUCCGCAUGGCGCUCGAGUUGAGCCUCUUCUACUCGCCUCGACUCGCCCUCACGCUUCAAGCCCUCGUCUCGGCGCGGCAAAAGUGCAUGCACAAGGCGUCGCCGGCGAUGUUCCCGGUCCAAGCUGCGCCCGUGUUCGCCCCUCCUGCCCCUCCUCCCUCGAACCUCUCGAUGCCGCACGCCUCGUUGCACGACCCUUCCCUCACCUCGCCUGCCGCCGCCAACGACAACGUGCGCUACCCGUACUCGCCGGCGAACACGCCCUUCAACGUCGGCGGACCCGUGUCGGCGCUGCAGCAUGGCGGCCCGACCCACUUGCCCUCGACCUCGUCGUCCUCGUCGACGCCGCACCCCUUCUCGUUCAGCCAGCACCCGCCGACGCACAUGUCGUCGUCGUCGUCGUCGUCGAUGCCGCAGGCUGGGCCGAUGAUGGUCGGGCAGGAAGGGUUCGCCAACGGCGCGGCCGACGACCUGUCGGGCAGCACGACGCCGGCCGACGUGCGGAGCGCGUUCCAGUCGGUCGACUGGGCCGACCUGUCGCUGACGCCGGCGCCGGCGACGGCGGCGAGCGACGGGAGCGCCGGCUCGACCGAGGGGUGGGCCCAGGUCGGCGGCGGCGGCGGCGCGAGGCCGAGGUCGUCGGGCUGAGGGGUCCGAGCGGCGCUUUUCGGGAGACAGGCUCUCCCACGCAGCUUCUGUUGGAGCGUCGACCUCUCCUCUUUCUCUCCCUCUCUCGCCUGUACAUGGUCUGCAACUCGUUCGCCCG